Panicum virgatum (switchgrass) is the source of this 2906-nucleotide messenger RNA. Its product is annotated as serine/threonine-protein kinase Nek2. Bases 630 to 2411 code for a protein of 593 amino acids. Gene Ontology annotation, molecular function: protein kinase activity; ATP binding. NCBI's taxonomy places the organism in Eukaryota, Viridiplantae, Streptophyta, Magnoliopsida, Poales, Poaceae. The transcript is spliced from 16 exons. The record is from RefSeq and is a predicted model, not a curated record. Gene Ontology annotation, biological process: protein phosphorylation.
UCCUGCUCCGCCUCCGGCCCCUGCCUUGAGCAUCAGCCCCCUCCGCGCGCCGGUCUCCCGCUCACCACCGCGCGCGCCACCGGCCGCAUCCACGCACCCCGCGAGCUCCCGACGACCCACCUGCUGCUCGCCUACUGCUCCCUCUGCCAGCCUCACUUCCCUGCCAAAGAGGGCCUCAGUCAGAGCCAUCACGGCAUCGCCUCUCGCCUCUCCCUCCCUCUCUAGCCCUCUCUCUCUCUCUCUCUCUCUCUCUCUCUCUCUCUCUCUCUCUCUCUCUCUCUCUCUCUCUCUCUCUCUCUCUCCUCGGGAGGCUUCUCCAUCCUCUUCUUCGCCAAUCUCCCCCAUUGCCUUUGGGCUAUAUAGGGCGGGAAUGGAUUGGAGAGGGAGCUCCCGGCGAGUUUGAACCCAUCAAAAACCUCAUCCCUCUCAUCUCCCCCACGCGCUUCCCGCCGACGCCGACGUCGCCGUAUAGGAUCAAAUGCGGCGAGAUCUGUGCGCGUGACACCGUCGGCCGCUGGAGCCUGCUCCCUCCGAGUUUCGGAACAGGGAGCGCCUGGUUCAAGAUCUCUUUGGUGGUUAAGGACUGUAGGACAUAAGCUUACUUUGAGUGAGCUGCAGACUACCAAAGGAUGGAUCAGUAUGAGGUAUUGGAGCAGAUUGGAAAAGGAGCAUUUGGUUCUGCACUGUUGGUGAGGCACAAGUUGGAGAAGAAGAAGUAUGUGCUCAAGAAGAUACGACUUGCGCGACAAACGGACCGAACUCGCAGGUCUGCCCAUCAGGAGAUGCAGCUUAUUGCGACAGUCAGGAAUCCAUUUAUCGUGGAGUACAAAGAUUCAUGGGUGGAAAAGGGUUGCUACGUUUGCAUUGUUAUAGGUUACUGUGAGGGAGGAGACAUGGCUGAUGCUAUCAAAAGAGCCAAUGGUAACCAUUUUUCUGAGGAGAAAAUCUGCAAGUGGCUUGUGCAGCUUCUCAUGGCUCUUGAUUAUUUGCAUGCAAAUCACAUUCUUCAUCGUGAUGUGAAGUGCUCCAAUAUAUUUAUUGCCAGAGAUCAAAGCAUACGCCUUGGCGACUUCGGGCUUGCAAAAAUAUUGACUUCUGAUGACCUUGCCUCUUCUGUGGUAGGAACACCAAGUUAUAUGUGCCCAGAACUUCUUGCUGAUAUACCAUAUGGUACCAAAUCCGAUAUAUGGUCCCUAGGAUGUUGCAUAUAUGAAAUGACUGCUCUCAGGCCUGCAUUUAAAGCUUUUGACAUGCAAGCUCUGAUUAACAAGAUCACAAAGUCAAUAGUAUCACCAUUGCCCACAAGAUAUUCUGGUGCCUUUAGGGGACUUAUCAAGAGCAUGCUACGGAAAAGUCCAGAGCACAGACCAAGUGCUGCAGAACUCCUAAAGCAUCCUCAUCUUCAGCCUUAUGUGCUUCAAGUCCAGUUGAAAUCUAGUCCUUCUCGCAACAUGUCUCCAAUCUACCAAUCUCUGACAGACAAAGUUAAGAAGAUGACAUUUCCUAGCGAUAUAACUGAUUCUGUGCGAAGGAGGGUGGCAAGAAGAAACUCGUUGGGAAAUGAGAGGACUGUAACAUUCUGCAAACCAUCUCCUGAGCGGAAUUCUGUUAGCUCUACUCGGAGCAUCAAAGAAUAUACAACUACUCAGAGUGUCAAGGAGUUCUCCAUAGACAGCAGUCAAGUUGAUGAUGAGGUUACCAGUAAAGCCAUCAUAACAAAGACAUCAGGCAUUCUAAGGACUCCCAAGAGUACUCCAGCCAAGACAUUGACAACUAGGAAUCGAUUAGAUCCUCCAAAAACAUCUUAUACCAGAACAAACCACAAUGAGCUGUCCUCAAGAACACCUCUAAACAAAAGCGCCCGUACAGCUCGAAGAGCAUCCCUCCCGCUGCCAACAUAUGGAACGCCUAGCAGCCGCACCAUAAGCAUCCUGGACCGGCUAAACUCCCCAGAUGUGUCCGUCAAUGCACCUCGAAUCGACAGGAUCGCAGAAUUCCCUCUGGCUUCAUCAGAGGACCCCUUGGCCCCCAUCAACAAGCUCUCUCCAGCUCCCGGUCACGGCUUGGGCUCCACGCCUCCCUCUAUCAACCGGUCGAUCACCAAGGACAAGUACACGGUCCAGGUGCUGCACACCGGUGAUGGGGACAACGGGAGCGACUCGUCCGGCCGCAACGCUACUGCCGCGUCAAGCAGAGGAUCCAACGACUCGAGGCUGCAGCGGUUCGACACCUCGUCGUACCAGCAGCGCGCGGAGGCCCUGGAGGGGCUGCUGGAGUUCAGCGCUCAGCUGCUGCAGCAGGAGCGGUACGAGGAGCUGGGCAUCCUGCUGAAGCCGUUCGGCCCCGAGAAGGCGUCCCCCAGGGAGACCGCCAUCUGGCUCACCAAGAGCUUCAAGGAGACGACGUCAUAGCCUCUUUCCUUCGUCGGGCACAGCUAGCCACAACCAUACGAGACGGCAGCGGCCAUGUGAGGAGGCUGCGGCAGGGCGCAGGGGGGACACGUUGGGGUUGUACACGCCGGCCGAAUCUCUCCAUGUGCCCCGUCUCUCGUACGCGAGACAUUGUGGUGGCUUAUCCCCCGUGCUAGACGGGGAGAAAACAACGGGUCUCGGGAGGCUGGGAGCACGGGGCAUGUCUUGGCCCCUUGCAGGCGUCGCAGAGGCAACGCCAUGUAGAGAACAGUGCCCUCCCUGGCUCCCUGUCCUCUGCAUCGCGUCGAGUGUUUCGAAGUGCCGUUCCUAGUGAUAAUAACUGUUUUUUCCCCCUCUCGAGGGCCUAGAAGUAAAAAAAAUUUACUGACAACUAUCAUAAGGUCUUUUUUACUUCCUACCAAGUAGUACAUUGAAAACAUUUGAGUAGGCUCUCUAUGCUUCUAUUAUACAUGCUUAGGAAUGGUGUCAGGUAGU